This is a messenger RNA of Oncorhynchus gorbuscha (pink salmon), 2819 nucleotides long. It is a transcript of the gene xrra1, whose product is annotated as X-ray radiation resistance associated 1. The transcript has 17 exons. The record is from RefSeq and is a predicted model, not a curated record. NCBI's taxonomy places the organism in Eukaryota, Metazoa, Chordata, Actinopteri, Salmoniformes, Salmonidae. Gene Ontology annotation, cellular component: nucleus. Gene Ontology annotation, molecular function: protein binding. The coding region runs from base 270 to 2444 and encodes 724 amino acids.
CGGCAAAAGAGACCAAAACAUUCUAUACUGCCAACAGCUGGAGGGAAUGUAGUCCCGACUUGUUGACGUGUUGCUAGGAUACCGGAGUCUUGACUGAUUGGAUGUUUAUCCAUGUACGCACAUCAUGAAAAUCGUGUUGUUUUUUUUCAUGCCUGGCUGGUAAAUUAACAGUUAUGGUAAAAUAGGUCAAUUUGGGCUGUACAUUGUGUAAAUAAUCUGGAUAGCUCUCAACAAAAAGGUACUUGCUGUAGAUGUAACAGUGGACGUUAAUGGCUGCAGCCGGACUCUACAAAUUAGAUGUGGGAGACAGUUACCCCGCCAAUUGUUUUCCAAUCCGACCAUUGUUUCAUCAACGAAAAAACGGGGCUGGUCACUGGCUGGUUGCUCACAGAAAUGCAGUGGAACAUAAAUACAAAAAUACACGAACUAAGAAAUCAGAGGGAAACAGUUUUGCCUCAAACUCAAUUGUGUCUGAGUGCACACGGGUUGAAGAGUGCGCGACAUCAGAUAUUCCUGGCUAUACAUUGGAUGCUCCUCUCCUGUUGUCAUUGCAUUGUGUGGACAAGCCAUCUGACCUGUGCUCCGUUGACAUCAGUGAGCAGAGAUUGAAUUUGAUCAAUACAGAAGAUUUCCUGGAUUUUGAGAAUGUUGCUUAUGUCAACGCAUCUGACAACAGUCUUACCAUAGAGCCUUUUGGUAAAUUCCCCUCCCUGAGGGAACUUGAGCUAUCCUUGAAUGGCCUCUGCAAUGUGACACUCAAUGCGGAACAUUUCCCUCACCUGGAGGUGUUGGAUUUGUCUUACAACAAUCUGUCUGGUGAUGACAUCAUGUCCGUUGGUCUACUUCCCUGUCUGAAAGUCCUUCAUCUCACCGGGAAUCAACUUCAGUUUCUUCCUCCCAACCUGGCAGCCCCUCCCCAUGGCCCCUCACAACGUGCAAAGGAUAAUGGCAUGCGAUUUCAAACUCUUGAAGUGCUGAUGCUAGAUGACAAUAAGCUGUCCUCUGGUGUCUUCAGCAGCCUUGCCAACCUGAAAAGGCUACAGCAUUUAAACCUGCAAGGGAAUCGUAUCUCAGAGGUACCAGAGGUGUUGCCGAGGAACCUGCAACAGAAGGGAUAUCUGCAACAUCAGCAGGUGUUUCACAAACAAAAUUGUGACCUACAGGACCUCCGGAAUCACCAUGUCUUUGAGGGGUUAGACACUGAAUACAUGAAUGCCGUCUCCGGUGUUCCAAAACACCAGCAUGAACAUAUCAAGAACAGUUCAGAGGAUGAGUGUGGUCAAUCCAAAAACGAUUCCCCCAUUCGCAUAUCCCUUGACACUGAGGAAUUUUCUGGAGCAUACGGUUUGCCACUACCAGAGCUUUGUUUCCUCAAUCUGGCUGACAACAAGAUUGUUGAGGAAGAAGCACUGUUGUCUGUGGCCCUGUUUCCUAUGCUCAGUGAGAUUGUUAUUCACUCCAACCCACUGACCACACAGAGAAGUGGUGACCCACCACUUCUGACAUACUUUCUCCAGGAAAGGUUGGGUAUUAGAAUUAGACGCAAAAAGACAUCAGAAGUUGUGAAGCCCCCUUUAAUAUUAUGUAUUGACUCAAAACGAAAGGUAAAAAACAAAAUCCCAAAGGUAACAAAGGUGCCUUUAUUAAUUCUCCUUGAAGAACCUUCUAGCCCUGCCUUACUUGACCCUGGCUCUCUGGAGGAGAAGCAUGUUGAAGAUCACUGUACGAAUCCUCUCUCAGUAGAGAGAAAGUCAACAGAAAAGUCUGGCCACUCACACGCAAUGGAUGAGGAAAAUAAACAGGAAUCCAUGGGAACUGCUCAUAGAGUCGAGGCAAUAGAGGAUGCAAUAGAAUCAUCAGAUGAUACCUUCCAACAUGGAGAGUCAUUCUUUGUGACACAGGUGACAGAUUUACAUGAUGAAUCUGAAUACUAUCUGCUAUCUGACGAGACAGAAGAAGUCAAAGAGAUCGAGGAGAAAAAUGAGUCAAAUGCAAUUCCAGGAAAAUUCAGAGGCUUUGAAUUGCUAUUGGAUGCCAAACCAGAUCCAGACAUGGUGGAGCCUGUUGGACUACAACACACUGUGAGAAUGUUGGAACAAAAACUCAAGAAUCUCCUAGUUUACAGAGAUUCCAAACCUAACCUUGAUUGCCUGCAGAAGCCAUAUGAAGUGAAGGAGAAAAAGAUUGGAAAUCUACCAUCUCUGAGACCAAGAAAGCGGAGAGGAGAAAGAGUUGAAGAGAUGCUCAUACAAAUAAACCAGAGGAAAACAAUCAGCGAAAUCCCUCUAACUAACGUCUUAGAAGGCAAGGGCGUCUUCAAGGAUGAGUAUGAAGAGGCUUUGACUUUGCUGAGGGAUAUGAAGAAAAGGUACAAGAUGGUUCACAUGAAGGCAGUGGAGCAAGCAACACAUAUUGAGUAUGAGAGGACCACCAACCACAAGUAGAGAUUCACCAACUCUAGUACUUUCAUGAAGCAUGAACAUUAAACAAUCAACCAAACACUCUUCUUCCAAUUUAGGUGAAGAGAAUGAUCAGCUACAAAUUAUUUCUGGGCUGAAGGGAAAACGUUCUUAUUGAGUUUAUUUAGCCCAUCUAUGAGAACUGUUAAUGUAUAACAUAAUGUGUAUGUAUAACAUUAUCAUCAUGCAUUUGUUUGUCUUUCAUUAUUAAAUAGCUCUGUUUCAACUUAAUUCAACCUUGACAAGAAGGUGACAGUGGAUCUUGCAAAUGGAGGCACUGUCACCCAAGCUCAUGGCAGUUUUGUAUUUCAGUGGGGUAUCAAUAAAAUCUGUUUUAAUAAAUUAGUUGGUAAAACAAUC